GACCGGCUUCACUCUCACAAGAAGCAUAUGGCCACCGAUUUUACCACCAAUUUUCUCCGAUUUAUCGUUUCCGAUUUCCCCACUUCUUCUCCGAUUAGUCGCCGCCUUUCUGUUCCGGGAUCUUCUUAAGAGUUUUGAAGAUGGGUGAUGCAAUUGAUUUAACUGGGGAUGGAGGUGUCAUCAAGACAAUUGUAAGACAAGCAAAAGCUGAUGCAAUUUCUCCCUCAGACGAUCUUCCUGUUGUUGAUGUUCAUUAUGAGGGUACACUUGAAGAAACUGGUGAAGUUUUUGAUACUACGCGCGAAGAUAAUUCAAUUUUCUCAUUUGAAGUUGGAACAGGAUCUGUAAUCAAGGCGUGGGACAUUGCUUUAAAGACCAUGAAGGUUGGGGAAGUUGCAAAAAUAAUUUGCAAGUCAGAUUAUGCUUAUGGAAGUGGUGGAUCUCCACCAGAGAUUCCUCCAAAUGCAACCCUAAUUUUUGAGGUGGAGUUGAUGGCCUGCAAGCCAAGAAAAGGCUCUAGUAUGAAUAGUGUUUCAGAGGAUAGAGCAAGGCUUGAUGAGCUGAAGAAGCAAAGGGAGCUUGCUGCUACUGUAAAAGAGGAAGAAAAGAAGAAAAGAGAAGACGCGAAAGCUGCUGCAGCUGCACGCAUUCAAGCCAAACUCGAAUCUAAGAAAGGGAAAGGAAAAGGAAAAUCAAAGUAAGGUUUUAUCGCAAUUGCACUUGUGAAAAUAUUACAUUUGAUUGAAAAUACAAAAACUCAUCUGUAAUAUUAUUGUGUGAGAUUGACUUGGACAUGAUGGUCAAUUUUGAAAUUUAUUCGUUGUCUUUUGUUCCUUA
This is a messenger RNA of Mercurialis annua (annual mercury), 837 nucleotides long. Its product is annotated as peptidyl-prolyl cis-trans isomerase FKBP20-1. Gene Ontology annotation, molecular function: peptidyl-prolyl cis-trans isomerase activity. Gene Ontology annotation, biological process: protein peptidyl-prolyl isomerization. The transcript has 6 exons. NCBI's taxonomy places the organism in Eukaryota, Viridiplantae, Streptophyta, Magnoliopsida, Malpighiales, Euphorbiaceae. The record is from RefSeq and is a predicted model, not a curated record. Bases 141 to 701 code for a protein of 186 amino acids. Gene Ontology annotation, cellular component: cytoplasm.